Messenger RNA from Lachancea fermentati, 1959 nucleotides. Lineage: Eukaryota; Fungi; Ascomycota; Saccharomycetes; Saccharomycetales; Saccharomycetaceae. The record is from the annotation of a GenBank genome assembly.
AUGAUAUCUAGAAUCGUUUCGAGAAGAGGUUUUUGCAAGAGAGGCCUGAGCCAUGGAGUUCUUUUUGGAAAAGGUAAAGAACAACUAGGCUCCCGGACUUUUCUUUUCAAACGGUUGAAUAUUAGGAAUCCCCAUAGGUAUAUGUCCUCUUCUUUCAUUACGAGACAAUCGAUGGAGAUUCCUCUUGAAAAGAUGUCUACUGAGCAAGUAGAAAUGUUAACAGAGGAACGAGCUGUAGAUAAAGUCGACGUUUGUAUUGUGGGAGGUGGUCCUGCAGGUCUUGCGACGGCUAUAAGAUUAAAACAGUUGGAUAAUGAAAAUGGCAGCGGUGAACUUAGAGUUGUUAUUCUUGAGAAGGCCCCAGAUAUGGGUUCUCAUAUGGUGUCUGGUGUGAUUUUGGAGCCUCGAGCUCUGAGAGAGCUUUUUCCAGAAAGUGAAUUUUAUGAUGAAAACGGCGCUGGUAUUCCUCUUCCGCCUGAUUUGGUCUCCAAAGUGGAAAUAGAAGAAUUGAAAUACCUCAUCGGUGACUAUGCAAUUCCUGUUCCCGAGCCUCCCCAAAUGAUAAAUGAAGGGAAGAACUAUAUUGCUUCUUUAAGUCAAGUCGUAAGGUAUCUGUCAGAAAAAGCAGAAGAUAUUGGCGUAGAAAUAUAUCCCGGUAUAUCGGUCUCAGAAGUUCUCUACAACGAAGAUGGGAAAUCUGUGAAGGGCGUAGCCACAAAAGAUCUCGGAAUCGCCAAAAAUGGACUUCCAAAGGAUAAUUUUGAGAGAGGUAUGGAGUUCCACGCUAGGCAAACUGUGUUCGCAGAGGGAUGUCAUGGAUCGCUUACGAAACAAUUGAUCAAAAAAUUUGAUCUCAGAAGAGGGAAGAAUAAUCAAACGUAUGGCCUCGGCAUAAAAGAAGUUUGGGAGGUUCAACCUGAUAAAUUCAAAAAGGGCUUUGCUGCUCACACAAUGGGGUAUCCAUUGACUAACGAUGUUUAUGGGGGUGGUUUCAUUUACCACUUCGGUGAUGGACUAGUAACUGUUGGACUUGUAGUUGGUUUAGAUUAUAGAAACCCAUAUGUUUCUCCAUAUCAGGAGUUUCAGAAAAUGAAACAUCAUCCAUACUACGAAAACGUGCUAAGCGGUGGUAAAUGCAUCGCAUAUGCCGCUCGUGCCUUAAAUGAAGGCGGUUUACAGUCGAUCCCCAAGCUACACUUCCCCGGUGGUCUCUUGGUCGGUGCAUCGGCAGGAUUCAUGAACGUGCCAAAGAUCAAAGGAACUCAUACGGCAAUGAAGACGGGUAUGCUAGCUGCUGAAGAGAUGUUUCAAUGUAUUUCAUUAAUGCCAACAUUAGCAGAGCUUGAAGAGCAAGACAUCGAGCAUAUUGUUGAAACCCCAAUUGAUUUGGAAUCAUAUGAAAAUGCGUUCAAGCAAUCUUGGGUUUAUGAUGAGUUGUAUGAAGUUCGUAAUAUUAGACCAUCUUUCAGUCACCCUCUACUUGGUCGCUUAGGAGGAAUGGUUUAUUCUGGAUUGGAUUCUUUAGUUUUGAAGGGACAAGUCGCGUGGACAUUUAACCAUCAUGAAUCUGAUGCAAAACUAACGGAAGAAGCACAAAACUUCAAACCAAUCGAAUACCCAAAACCUGAUGGCAAAAUUUCGUUCGAUAUUCUGACCUCUGUAGCAAGAACGGGUACUUAUCAUGAUGAAAACGAGAAAUGCCAUCUACGGGUUCCCCAGCAAGAUCUAGAAAAGCAUGCGAAGAUUGCAUAUCCUAAAUGGAAAGGAGUCGAAGCUCGAUUCUGCCCAGCUGGCGUAUAUGAAUAUGUUGAGGAGGAAAAAUCACCUGUUGGGGUGAAGUUCCAAAUCAACGGCCAAAACUGCAUUCAUUGCAAGACCUGCGACAUAAAAGUUCCUACUCAAGAUAUAGAUUGGGUAGUUCCCGAAGGCGGUGACGGGCCUAAAUAUACGUUAACUUAA